AUUGUGCGCCGAUGCGGAUGUCAAGCUGUCAAAUUUUUGUUACUUGACAGCCGUUCGGCCAUUUUCUUUCGCGCUUCCGCACGACAGCUCUUUUUCGUCGGUGCUUUGCUUGUAAACGAGGCAUUAAAAACGAGUCACAAUGCAGUUGUGCUUCAGAGGAUUAUCAACACACGUGUUGGAAUGCCAAGGCACCGAGACUAUCGGUGAAAUUAAGGCACAAAUUGCUGGUUUGGAAAACCUGACUGCUGGCGAUAUUUCCCUGUACGCCAACGGCAGCCCUGUUCAGGAUGACAGCUUUGUCUCCCUGUUUGAAGACACAGACAUUGAAUUGACUGUUGGAUUGUUGGGUGGUAAAGUGCAUGGUUCUCUUGCUCGUGCUGGUAAGGUAAAGGGACAGACACCUAAGGUAGAGAAGCAAGAAAAGAAGAAGAAGAAGACCGGCCGCGCGAAGAGACGCAUCCAAUACAACAGGCGAUUCGUCAAUGUUGUGGCACAAUUCGGUCGUCGUCGUGGACCCAAUUCCAACACUCAGUAAACAAUGAGUUUAUUGCUUAUCAAAUGUAUGUUAAGGUGUCUGCAACCUAAGAUCGUGUUGCCUUUAUAUAAAUUAAUAAAAACUUAUUAAUUAA
Dalotia coriaria is the source of this 629-nucleotide messenger RNA. It is a transcript of the gene RpS30, whose product is annotated as ribosomal protein S30. Gene Ontology annotation, cellular component: cytosolic small ribosomal subunit; ribosome. Gene Ontology annotation, biological process: translation. NCBI's taxonomy places the organism in Eukaryota, Metazoa, Arthropoda, Insecta, Coleoptera, Staphylinidae. Gene Ontology annotation, molecular function: protein binding; structural constituent of ribosome. The transcript has 4 exons. The record is from RefSeq and is a predicted model, not a curated record. Bases 140 to 535 code for a protein of 131 amino acids.